Actinia tenebrosa (Australian red waratah sea anemone) is the source of this 3527-nucleotide messenger RNA. Its product is annotated as testis-expressed protein 2. The record is from RefSeq and is a predicted model, not a curated record. Gene Ontology annotation, molecular function: lipid binding. Gene Ontology annotation, cellular component: endoplasmic reticulum. Lineage: Eukaryota; Metazoa; Cnidaria; Anthozoa; Actiniaria; Actiniidae.
CGAAGGAGAGCGCGUGUUCGCACAUAUUGCACAUGUACGUAAAUCGACAAAUUAUCGCAGCGAUAGUUAAUUCCUAUUGAUACAUGGUUGGUUGGGGCUUGAAUAUUAGCAAAUCAUCUUUGUCGUGGAUUCAGAACGAAAGAUGAGUGGCAAAAAGCCACCUCCCCGUCCACCAUUGCCCAAAGGAUACUCUUCACUGAAGAACACUAAAGCUGUGAACACUCCUGGAAGAUUAAGAUCCGCGCUUGCUUCUAUUUCUAUUCGUUAUAACCCUACGACUGCUGCUACCAAGGACUCGGACUCCGAGGAAGAGAUUUAUAUUGUGCGUAAAGAGGAAAACGCUUUAGCCGAGCAUAAAGAUGAUUGCUCGGACGAAAUCGACCAAAAUACAAGAGUGACGGAAGAUCUUCGUGAGGAACCAAAACAAAGCGCUAAUACUAGUAUCACAAAUUCGAGCUCAUGUCCAUUACCACUUUUUAAACUGAGUGCUGAAAGUCUUAAUGGCGUUGAGAAGGGAUUGGAAAACGGUGACAAAAAAUCUAUUGUAAAACAGAAAACUUGGCCAGGGAAUUCGAUUGAGUCGUCUGGAGUUAAAAGUGGAUCCACGGAAAUGAAAUUUAUACGUCGUGACCAAGGGGCCAAGAAUGAUCCGAUCAAAACAAACGAGAACAAAGACGAGGCAGACUCGGGCUCUCAGCCAUCAAAAACUCAUUUAAGUUUGAGCAGUAUGGAAAUUGGAAACAGCGAUCAAAAGGAGGGAAAUCCUCCUCGAUCGCCCUCGCCAUUUCGUCGUCUCUACCGUCAUGCAAACAAUGACCAUACAGUCGGAGAGAAAUUAGCUGCUACAUCAUCUGCCAUUUCGCUAUCUUCACUUCUCGCUGCUGCUGCUACAGAGGAUAACGACGCAGAAGGCGAAGAAGAAAACGAGGAAGUAGAAGAUUUUCAAGAUGCGAUGCCAGAGGUGCCUGGUGACUCGUUGCCUUUGGAAGAAGCAGUAGUUAAUUCAGAAGUGAAAAAUUCUGUGAAUUUGUCUAGCCUCGCAAGACCUAUGCAUGAACCAUCUUGUUCUUUCCUUUUGUUUUGCGUCCUCUUGUCCUAUAUUUAUUUGAUUUCUAACCCUCCAGUCUUUGUAAAUGGAAUGAUAGCUGGAUCAGUUAUUUGUUACUUAGUUGGAUGUCUGAUCCUCUUGGUAGUGUGCCCUGAGGACUCUUUUGAUGAACGAUUUCAACGCGAACUUGCCGAAUACAACAUGCAUCUUGCUCAUGAUCCAAAGCCCUCAUACASGUCUGUAGAUCCAGGAUUACUUCUGCGUCCACGAGGAAUGAAGGGAUGGAUGUUAAAAGCAUAUGAUUACGAUCCCAACAGUGUCAGUGAAACGAUGUUAGUUUAUGCACAACUGAGAGACAACAACCUCACCUUGUCGCUACCAAAACUAGAUAGCAGCUCAAGAAAGAUUGACAUCAAGACAGUUGAUGAGAACACUAAGCUGCCAUUUGCUCGUACAUAUCACUUUGACCUCACAGGAAGUAAUAUUUUUUUAACUCCACCAACUCUUUCACCAAAACGAAUAUGGAGCAAGAAGUAUCCUUUGUGUAUAGCCUUAGGAAAACCUGGAAAAGUGCAAGAGGAAGUGAAAGAACUUUCUGAAGAAAACUCAAGCAAACAAAAGUUGAAAGCUCAAAGUUCUUUAGAUGAUGUACAUGUGUUGUACCUGUUUGCCAAGACUGGACGACAGAAAGAGGAAUGGCACCAACAUUUUGAUAGGAUUUUAAACCCUAAAAAGAACAUUUCAGUUUCAGACAUUGAUAACUUACUGCGCCCAACGUCAUGCAGCUACCCACACUACAUGGCCAAAUUGCUACCCAAUCCUGACGUGGGCUUGCAGGAUUCACCAGAAGUUCAACUUUCCUGGGUCAAUAUGCUGUUUGGUAGGGUCUUCUGGGAUGUCUGGCAGGACCGAUACUGGGCAGAUAAAAUCAAACAGCGAUUUCAAAAUAAACUUAGUAAGCUACAUAAGCCACAGUUUAUCCGCGACAUUCACAUAACAGAUCUAACUCUUGGGCACACUUUUCCACUUAUCAACAAAGUGUCACUUCCAGUUUUAGAUGAGCAGGGCGUAUGGGUUGAUUUUGAUGUGACUUACAGCGGAGGAGUCGUUUUCACAGUCGAGACACACCUCAACAUUGAUGGCUACUUGAAACAUUUCCUGAACCUCGGGAAAGAAAACAGGGAUUCCACAGGAGAUUUAGACAUGGCAGGGCUUACACUGAAGUAUGAAAUGCUGGACAAGGAAGAAAUUCUUAAAGAUAUGAAUGAGCCCAGGAGAGAUAUUGGCAGUUGCACUAAUAAUGAUGAUGAUGAUGAUGAAUCUCUCACAUCAGAGAGCCCACCAGAGAGUGAUUCUGAUUUUGAGUCUCCAGAGUCUGACUUUGAGGAUUUACUAAGUAAGCCAAAUGUCAGUGGGUCAACAGAAACAGUAUUAGAGUCGAGCUCAUAUGCCAAAGAAGCGCUCUUGCAGUUAAAGUCCCUAGAAGGAUUCCUGGAGAAUCAAAUAGCAGAAGAAGAAAUGCAAUUUUUAGAUGUGGACGAUAUUCCACCACAACUCCGACUGUCACAGGAAUCAUUGUCAAAUGUGGAAAGUAUUUCAAACUCUGAGAGAAAUAGCCCAGUGCAGAAGCAAAGUUCAGGUGAAGAUUCAGAAAAAUCGUUGCAUCUUUCCCCUCCAUCAACUCCAAAAAUGAACAAGGCACGUGACACCUCUCAUGCAAGUAGCUUUGUCUCAAACUCUGAGAGAAACAGCCCGGUGCAGAAGCAAAGUUCAGGUGAAGAUUCAGAAAAAUUGUCCAGUGCUUCUGCUCCAUCAACCCCAAAGACAAACAAGGCAGCUGUCACUCACCAUGCAAGUAGCCCAGUAAGACAAGGAUCAAGCAAACCAACCGGAACAAGAAAAAAGUUGAUUGGAGUAUUAGAGAGACUUGCCAAAUCCAAAUGGGUCAAAAAGGCUGCUGAAACCAAGAUUGUUAAGACAGCAGCAGAAAAGUUCUCAAACUUGCCUAUUAUUCUAUCAGUGGAAGUGCAGUCUGUCAAAGGGACUUUGACACUGAAUAUCCCACCACCACCAACAAACAGACUUUGGUAUGGCUUUCGUGGUAACCCUAUGCUAUUUGUUACUGCACGACCAAAACUUGGUGCUCGACAAGUGAAACUUACUCAUGUUACUGAUUGGAUAGAGAGAAAGCUGAAGCAGGAAUUUAAGAACAUGUUUGUCCUUCCCAACAUGGAAGACAUACCAAUCAAGAUCAUGAACAGUGAUGUAGAGAAGCAGUUUUCAGACAAUUAAUUAAAGUACAAGUAAAUGUACAGUUUUAGUUCAAUCGGAAUACUUAAGAUACUAAAUUAUGAUAUUAUUAAGACACACCUAGAGCAAAUUUAUUAUGAGUGGUAAAUAGCCCAGUUUUGAAAAUGAACAAUUAAGAUUAUGAUUGGCCUUCUGAACUACAAAAAAAAAAAAAAAAAUUUCAAAUUUU